AUGCGUAUCUUCUCUGCCUUGAGCAGCCUCCUUCUGGCCGGAGCUGUCGCCGCCCAGAGCUCUGACUGCUCGCCCAAGUCCGGUGAUGUCCAGACUCUCCAGUUCGCCUGGGCGCUCCAGCAUCUGUCCGAACGGUUCUGGUCGUCUCAAUCUCUCAACCAGACUUUCCUGAAUAAUGCCACCAACGCUUCCACCGCCAACUACGAACCUAAUUUCAGGGGCAUCACACGAGAGAAUCGUCUGGGCAUCCGUGCCAUCCAGCAGGUUGGCAACAACCUCUCCAACUUCACCACCCCUCGUUGCAACGUCACCAUCCCGCAAGCCAGUGAUGCCAAUAGCUUCCUCAAGAACGCCCUGCAGGUCGAGCAGACCAUCGCCGGCGGCUUCAUCGGCCUGGCCGCCUACACCCAAUCUCCUGAGGUCGCCUUCCUCCUGGCUCGUCUGGCUGCCCAGCACAGUGCCCAAUCUGCCUACCUCGGCUCUGAGCAGAACUCCACCUUCUUCCCCUCAAACAGCACUUCUUUGGUGCCCGCCUACACCCCCGACCAGAUCCUCAAGGCCGGUAACCAGACUGGCCAGCUGGGCACCUACAUCAACAGGUGCGUGACUGCUCCCGCCGGCCCCUGCGGCCAGAAGGUCAACAUCGGGCCCUUGGUCGCAACCCUGAACUCCACGAGCACUGGCGGUGGCACUUCUAGCUCUGCGUCCCCCUCCAGCACCGCUACGGAGGCAACGUCUACUGCCACCUCGACCGGCACGUCAACGGCCAGGAGCAGGAAGUACUUCUAA
Messenger RNA from Aspergillus bombycis, 789 nucleotides. RefSeq lists its product as uncharacterized. The coding region runs from base 1 to 789 and encodes 262 amino acids. The transcript has a single exon. NCBI's taxonomy places the organism in Eukaryota, Fungi, Ascomycota, Eurotiomycetes, Eurotiales, Aspergillaceae. The record is from RefSeq and is a predicted model, not a curated record.